CACUCUCCGUCUCUGUCUCUUUACGAGCUGCUGACAUCCACCUGACUGGACAUGCUGCAGGUCAUAACUGCAGUCGGCUAUAUAAGAACUCAUAUCUGACACAGGCCUGCAUCACCUACAGGUGCUGAUACCUCAACCUCCACCACACGCCGACAAAGUCAGGAUGAAGCUGCUGUUGGUUGUCGCUGCUGCUCUGGCCGUGGCCAGCUCUGCCAGAAUCUCUCUGGAGGACCUGGAGUUCCACGCCUGGAAACUCAAGUUUGGAAGGACCUACAGCUCUCCAUCAGAGGAGGCUCACCGAAAGGAUAUCUGGCUCAACAACCGCAGAGUGGUGCUUGUGCAUAACAUCAUGGCCGACCAGGGCAUCAAGUCCUACCGCCUUGGCAUGACCUACUUCGCAGACAUGGAAAACGACGAGUACAGACGCCUGAUCUCUCAGGGCUGCCUGGGCGCUUUCAACACCUCUCAGCCUCGCCGUGGAUCCACCUUCCUCCGCCUCACUGACUUGACCGAUCUUCCCGCCACUGUGGACUGGAGGGACAAGGGAUACGUCACUGACGUCAAGGAUCAGAAGCAGUGCGGCUCCUGCUGGGCCUUUAGUGCAACCGGCUCUCUGGAGGGUCAGAACUUUAGGAAGACUGGAAAGCUGGUGUCUCUGAGCGAGCAGCAGCUGGUGGACUGCUCAGGAGACUAUGGCAACAUGGGCUGCGGCGGAGGUCUGAUGGACAAUGCCUUCAGGUACAUCCAGGCCAAUGGAGGCAUCGACACAGAGGAUUCCUAUCCUUAUGAAGCUGAGGAUGGUGACUGCCGUUUCAACCCUGACACCAUCGGAGCCACAUGCACAGGCUACGUCGAUGUGAAAGAAGGUGAUGAAGACGCCCUGAAGGAGGCCGUGGCCACCAUCGGGCCUGUGUCUGUGGGUAUUGAUGCAGGCCACAUGUCCUUCCAGCUCUAUGAAUCAGGAGUGUAUGAUGAACCAGAUUGCAGCAGCACAGAGCUGGAUCAUGGUGUCCUGGCUGUUGGUUAUGGCACUGAUGGUGGAAAGGACUACUGGCUGGUCAAGAACAGCUGGGGUCUGAGCUGGGGAAGCAAGGGAUACAUCAUGAUGUCCAGGAACAAGGACAACCAGUGUGGUAUUGCUACUGCAGCCAGCUACCCUCUGGUCUAAACAGGUCCAACGCUUCCCUCAGUGAUGAGAGGAACACUGAUGCAUAAUUUCCUUUAAUUUCAUCAAAGAAACUGAGCCGUAGCAAAAGAAAAAAAAUCGGUGUAAGUUAGGAGUCCGUUUGAGCCCUGAUGCACUUUCAUUAGAACACAUUUUUUUAAAUGGAGAUUGUAAAUAAAUGUAAAGAAAUAAAGUAUGUAACUUAAAAAUUA
Cheilinus undulatus (humphead wrasse) is the source of this 1377-nucleotide messenger RNA. It is a transcript of the gene ctsl.1, whose product is annotated as cathepsin L.1. Gene Ontology annotation, cellular component: lysosome. Gene Ontology annotation, biological process: immune response. The transcript has 9 exons. The coding region runs from base 164 to 1168 and encodes 334 amino acids. The record is from RefSeq and is a predicted model, not a curated record. Lineage: Eukaryota; Metazoa; Chordata; Actinopteri; Labriformes; Labridae. Gene Ontology annotation, molecular function: cysteine-type endopeptidase activity.